GUGAACCGCGAAUGUGGACUUCUGAAAGGCCUUGACCACCCGUUCAUCAUGGCUUUGGUGAAGACGUUCGAAACCGACAGGAGUGUGUACAUCCUCACGGAGCUCAUCACUGGCGGGGAGCUGCACGGUGCCAUUCGGGAGAUCCCCACGGUCCUUUCCAGGGCGCAGGCGCAGUUCUACACCGGAUCCCUCGUGAUUGUGCUGGAGGAGCUGUCGGAGCAGAGAAUCGUCUACCGGGACCUGAAACCGGAGAACGUGAUGCUCGACUCCCAAGGAUAUCUGAAGCUGAUCGACUUCGGCAUCGCGAAGAAGAUGGCAGAAGGAGAGACACGCACCUUCACCAUGAUCGGGACGCCGCACUACAUGGCUCCGGAGGUCAUGAGAGGCCACGGCUAUGGAACGGAGGCGGACCUCUGGUCUUUGGGUAUCAUGCUCUUUGAGUUCGUAUGUGGCUACCUGCCUUAUGCAGAUGAGCUGGAUGAUCCAACAGAAGUCUGCACUUCCGUGCUCAAGGAUCCCCUCGUCUUCCCACAGCGUUUUAAGGACGCCGCUGCCCGGACCUUGAUACAAGGGCUUCUGAAUCGGCAGCAGAAGAAGCGGCUUGGGGUGGGCUUUCGGGCCUGGGAGGACAUCAAAAGUGAGGACUUCUUCACGCACGGCCAUGACGAGGUGUCUGUCUUCGACAAGAUCCUGGGCCGCGACCUGGAUCCUCCUGUCCAUCCACGUGGGGAGAC
Molecule: messenger RNA, 734 nt
Organism: Symbiodinium sp. CCMP2456
Lineage: Eukaryota; Dinophyceae; Suessiales; Symbiodiniaceae
Source: the annotation of a GenBank genome assembly